AUGUUAACGCCCUCAGGCGGUCGUCCCUUAGGCUUCACACCUAGGAAAGGUUGUGCACAUACUGUCGGUACUACUGGACCCAGCAAUCAACAAUGUGUUAGUAACGGUCCUGCAUCCGACGAAAAACUUUACGCUCUGACCGGUUUGGAGUAUGAUCAAAAUAUGCGCAAACCUCGAUCUCUUCAAACAUAUAAUACAAACCUUCCACUUCACUUCGUCCUUGUCAUCAAAAAUCAACCCUUCACGAACUCUUCACCUCAUUCAAGACAAGCACUCUACACUCGAAAAGCCGUCAAGAUGAGCUCUGAUAAUACUUCAAAACAUGAUGAUGCAAAAGAUACAGUGUCCCAAUCCACCCUUGUCAAAACAUCUGACGAGAAGAAAGAGAGUGUUCGUCCACCAACUCGACGUCGCAGACGCAAACUCAAAUUCUUUUCACCAUCAACAAAGGUCGCGGAUCUCUUAUCGGAAGCUGAGGAAGGACGAGUUUUAGAAAACCGACGUGUCUUGACCCUCAUCUAUUCGGCAAAAGACGACGACAACGCGCUUCAAGGCACUUCUAGCCGAGUACCUCUAGCUGCGACUGGUAUCUUAUAUCAAACUCCUUACAAUCAUGAUGAAAGCCCUUCGAUUUGGUUGCUAGCAAACCGAUGGAUAUUUUUACCAAGAUCAAGGCCGCAAUCACAAGAUGAGAGAUGCCCGACCCCAAAAGGUGUCAAGCAAAAACUGGAAGAAGACAUUGCUUAUCUAAAGGGUGUAGAGGUCAAAGAAUUGUCACACGAUGAAUUGUUUGAAGCACGCUAUUUUUUGAGAGAUUGGGUAGCUCAGCUAUCCCAAUCUAAUAACUUCUUCAAGUACUGGUCCCAACCUCAAUCAAAAGUUUCUUCAAUUGGAUCAAAUUAG
This is a messenger RNA of Melampsora larici-populina 98AG31, 903 nucleotides long. RefSeq lists its product as uncharacterized. The transcript has 6 exons. Lineage: Eukaryota; Fungi; Basidiomycota; Pucciniomycetes; Pucciniales; Melampsoraceae. The record is from RefSeq and is a predicted model, not a curated record. The coding region runs from base 1 to 903 and encodes 300 amino acids.